UUUCGUCUGUUGCUGUACAAACCAGUCAAUGCUGAGGUGCAGAAGGUGACCUUAACUUCACAGCAGGAAAAAGAGAAAGUGAGGGAAAGAGAUAGAGAAGCAUGAUGGCUGAAUUCGGAUGGAUUAAAAUAUCUUUUUUACUGACACCAGUGCUUCAGAUUACAGCAGCAGUAACUGGACAAAGUUCAGACUCGUUGAUUGUCAGAGCUGGAGAUGACGUCACUUUGCCUUGUGAAAAUGUGAUAAAUGAUCACCAUAGCUGUGUCAGUACAACAUGGAUCUUCAGUGGUUCCAGAAACACAGUAACACUGUUUGAAAAUGGGCAGAUUCACAAAGAUGCCAUGGCUAAAUCAGACAGACUGAGUGUUACAGCGAACUGUUUUCUGGUUAUAAAGAAGGUCACAGUCGAGGAUGUUGGUCGUUACGUCUGCAGGCAGUUUAUAUCAGGACAACAACAAGAUCCAGACUCUCUGGUUGAUUUGUCUGUUAUUACCAUGACUGAACAUAAAGACUCUGAUAAGGUGACAUUAAGCUGCUCUCUGUCGACAUAUGGACCAUGUACAUACACAGUGAAGUGGCUGAAUGAGGAUAAAGAUGUGGAUAAUGAUAACCAAGACUUGAAGACAUCACAGCGCACCUGCUUUGCCAAUGUGACCUUUGGCACUGCAAAGAAUUACAAGUUAGCGAAGUGUAAUGUGAAAGAUAGUUACACUGGAGAGGAACUGCAGUUUACCUUCAGCCGUCUGUCCGCAGAUUGGUGGUGGUACAUCCUUGUUGCUGUGGGUCUAGCAGCACUCUUGAUAAUUGUUGUUGCGGCUGUGAGUUGGAGAUAUAAAGCAAACAAAACACAGAUGGAUGACAACAUUGCAUUGACUUCAGAUCCUGCAGUGACUCAGACCGCUCCAAAAACCAGUCAAGCCGCAGCUGAUCCUGAAGAUGGUGUUUCCUAUGCCUCCAUCAGCUUCACCAAGAAGACCAACAGUAAAGCCCGGGUUCUGGGUGGUGAUGAGGCAGUGACCUACAGCACUGUGAGGGCGCCCUCCUCGUCUGCUGGAGCCUCCGCUGACCCCAACAGCCUCUAUGCUACCAUCAACUAACCUAGACAUAGAGUUAUUAUUUUACAUGAAUUCUUCAUCGUAAAAUCAUGUCAAUGUUUAUUGAAAAAGUGACUAUGGAUUGACUGUGUUGAUUCUUGUGGAGAAAUUGUCGAUGAAAUCCAAAUGUUAGACAGUAUUUUAUGUUUAAUCCUCAUUUUGUGUAAUUCAUUGCUAUUUUCUUGUAUUAUAAUGUUGAAAUUUUGUUUUUAGCACAACCAGGUGUUCCCCUUUCUUUCCCUUGUUGCUGUAAAAAGCUUUUUGUCCAGAAGGGGAAGAUUUAAGUUAAGAUUCAAGUCAUUGUGAAGAAGUGACCUGUUACUCAUAACAGGAAGUGAAUCUUUCUUAAAGAAGCAUUAGCUCAGAAACUUUGACAGUUAAGAGCGUAAGAACAAGAGAUAGAGACAUAGAAGCAAGAUGGUUCAAUUCAAAUGGAUCAAAAAGUCUUUAUUUGUGAUACUGGCUCUGUUUACAGUGACUGAACAUCAGACGAAUGAGAGAGUCAUUUGGUUCUGCGCUGUGUUGACAUAUGAAGGCUGUGGACACUCAGUGAAGUGGCUGUAUGAUGACGAUGAUGAUAAGAUUGACACUGAGAUAUCACAGUAUACCUGUGCAUCCAGUGUGGCAUUUACAAUUCCUCAUCUCAAGCAGAAGUCAAACUAUUAUGAGUUAUGUAAGUGUAACAUGACGGAUGAUAAGAGAGGACAAACGCUGCUGUGUUAUGUUGGUCCCCAGUCCUCAUGUGAGAAAACAGGAAGCAUCUUAGUGGAGACUGAAGAGGAACAACAAGACUGGUGGAGGUUCCUCAUUGUGUCUGUGGGUUUAGCAGCACUCCUAACAAUUGUUGUAGCGGUCAACAUAUGGACAAAAACUAAAGGGAACAGAACACAGAUGGAUGAACACAUUUGACUGAACAUCAGACGAAUGAGAGAGUCAUUUGGUUCUGCGCUGUGUUGACAUAUGAAGGCUGUGGACACACAGUGAAGUGGCUGUAUGAUGACGAUGAUGAUAAGAUUGACACUGAGAUAUCACAGUAUACCUGUGCAUCCAGUGUGGCAUUUACAAUUCCUCAUCUCAAGCAGAAGUCAAACUAUUAUGAGUUAUUUAAGUGUAACGUGACAGAUGCUAAGAGAGGACAAACGCUGCUGUGUGAUGUCGGUCCCCAGUCCUCAUGUGAGGACACCUACACCUCCAUCAGCUAGAAGACCCACUGUAAAGCCCAGGUGCUGGGUGGUGGUGAAGCGGUGACCUCCAACACUGUGAAAGCAUCCUCCUCUUCUGCUUGAGCCUCUGCUGAUCACAGCAACCUUUAUGCUACCAUCAACUAACCAAAAUCUAACAUUAUAUAGUUACAUUUAAUAUCAUUGCAUUCAUUUUAUAGUUAUACUUCAUAACUAAAAGCUUUCUGCUGUGAAAACAAAGUUGUUUUUGUAAGAAUGGAUUGAAUUUAACUAUUCACUAACUUUGCUUUAUUGAUACUGUAUUGUGAAUAAAAUGUCGACGUAAUCUAAA
Messenger RNA from Dicentrarchus labrax (European seabass), 2606 nucleotides. RefSeq lists its product as uncharacterized. The record is from RefSeq and is a predicted model, not a curated record. The coding region runs from base 102 to 1097 and encodes 331 amino acids. Gene Ontology annotation, molecular function: MHC class II protein binding; protein tyrosine kinase binding. Gene Ontology annotation, cellular component: external side of plasma membrane; membrane raft. The transcript has 15 exons. Lineage: Eukaryota; Metazoa; Chordata; Actinopteri; Moronidae. Gene Ontology annotation, biological process: T cell activation; interleukin-15-mediated signaling pathway; positive regulation of ERK1 and ERK2 cascade.